AUGAGUAAUAUGAAACACAUUUCCAAUAAAGACAAAUCGUUACAAAUGAUGAGGGACACGUGGAAAAAAGACACCGAAGAUAUGCUCAUGUCACCAUUAGCGGUGAACACUGACGACAUGAUUGUCGUGACGAUGCCGCCGUUGGAAUUUCUCUACUUUGAUUUAUUGCCCGACAGAAUAAAGAUUACAAACAACGGCCUGACUGUAACGUUGAAUGGAUUGUGGGCCACCGAUCGACAACCGUGCAUCGUGGGUGCCAACCUGGACGACAAGUAUAAUUUUUCUCAUUUGCAUUUCCACUGGACGGACGUCGAUGAUGGUGAUGAUGUCAUAAACGAACACAUCGUCAACGGUCGAGGGCAAGUCACAGAAAACCAACAUUUCGGUAUAGAUCAUAUAACUAGUUAUUUGAGUUAUGUGCGAACAUCAGGCCAAACAGCUGAAAUAAGACCUGUUUUUCCAUUAAGCAUUUUGGUUCAUGACCAACCAAGUGAGUAUUUUACGUACUGGGGAAAAAACGAUAAACGCGGAUGCAAGUGUGGGGUAACACAAUGGAUAGUAUUUACCCAAACGUGCGAUGUUAAUCGUGAACAGAUGGAUCAGUUCCGUUGUAUGCUGAACAAACGCGGGCACACGAUCAAACGGAAUUAUCGGAAAGCCAACCCGGUGCCACCCGGAAACAAAACUCGUCCAUAUCUCGUAGUGUUAGAUGACGUCCAUGGCAGCAAAUCGACGGCCCUCGACGUUGUACCAGCGGAGGUGGUAGUGGCAGCGGUAGACGUCCAUGGCAACAGAUCGACGGACCUCGACGUUGUACCGGCGGAGGUGGUAGUGGCAGCGGCAGUCAGAUCACGUUCCAGAGGACUAGGGAAGACUUCGAGACGCCGAUCGUUGGCCGUCAUCGCAUCGGCAGAAGGCGACAGUUCGAGUCGGACCCUGUGCAUCAAGCCCACCAAAACGCAACUGUUGCGGCGAACGUUUAACCUAAACAAAUUGUCCGUCCACAAGCGUAGUCCAGCAAAUGCCAAGACGACUGCCAUACGUACCAGCAGACAGUCCGAACGCUCGCAGACGGCCGAUUCUGAAGCCGAGAACAAUUUGCGGCCGACGUUAUCGUUCAAAACGACCAGACCGUCGUGGAAGUAA
Macrosiphum euphorbiae (potato aphid) is the source of this 1146-nucleotide messenger RNA. The record is from the annotation of a GenBank genome assembly. Lineage: Eukaryota; Metazoa; Arthropoda; Insecta; Hemiptera; Aphididae.